This is a messenger RNA of Fusarium subglutinans, 600 nucleotides long. RefSeq lists its product as uncharacterized. The coding region runs from base 1 to 600 and encodes 199 amino acids. NCBI's taxonomy places the organism in Eukaryota, Fungi, Ascomycota, Sordariomycetes, Hypocreales, Nectriaceae. The record is from RefSeq and is a predicted model, not a curated record. The transcript has a single exon.
AUGACCUUCAUGGCCAUAAGAUCAGUUGCGCUGCUGCUCCUCGCGACUCAGUCUCUAUCACAGACUGUCAAUCACCAAACAGUCAAUAUCUUCCGCAAGAUCCCAAGCGACGUCGACCAAUGCAUCCGACCAUGUCUCUUCCGCCCCAACAACGCAAACGCCGACGUCGGCAGCGCUCUAAACUGCGGCGCACCAUACCAGGAAAAGUGCUACUGCGCGACCGACAGCGAUAAUGCGAAAGCCGUCAGCAAGCAUAUCGACAGCUGCGCGCAGGCGAGUUGCUCAAAUGGACAAGAGUCGCAGGAUGCUGAGACCAUGAGGCAUUACUACGCUUCUUACUGUAUGGAGAAUGGAUACUCGGCGGAGGCAAUGGGGGAAUGGUAUACAGGUACUGAGGCUCAUGUCACGGGGACAGGUACGGCUACGGUAAAGGACAUGUGGGGUUGGAGUACGGGGACAAGCAUCAGAGCACAUGUUUUUCCUGACGCGACAGCUCCAUCUUGGGCGGACGACGAGGAUAAUGGUGGUGCGUCUCUAACGAGCUUCAAGUUGCUCUCCAUAGGGAUUCCGAUACUUGUGGCUCUUUCUCAGUGGAUGUAG